CUACCUGAGGUGUCAGACGCACCGGUUGCCAGGUGUGAGAAGGUCGUCAGUAAUGUCAUGUCAUGACUGAAGAAGGCUACUCUUUUCCUGUGUUGUUGGUCAACAUCAGUUAAAUGUAGUUCAUUUACAAAAGAGCGAAGGUCGACACACCCGUCCCAAAUUGGGUACACAGCGUGAUGCUUUGUGCCAGGAUGAGGAGAGAUGUUGGGUUGGUUCUGCUCUUGUUGCUGUCUGCAGCUGUAAAGUGCAACAGCAUGUCUCCACCAGGGAAACCAGUCCUGCUCGGCUGCAGGUCCCCUGAGAAGGAGACGUUCACCUGCUGGUGGGAGCCAGGCUCCGAUGGAGGGCUGCCGACCACACACCGCCUCUUUUAUGAGAGAGAAAGAUUGGAGGGAACACACGAGUGUCCGGACUACCGGUCGGAAGGGAGGAACUCCUGUUUCUUUGACAAGAACUACACCUCCAUCUGGGUCGACUACUGCCUGACAGUGGUGGCCUCCAAUGCCCUUGGGAAUGCCACUUCAGACCCCUUUAAGAUGGAAGUGAUGGAAAUUGUGAAGCCCAAUGCUCCUGAAAAUGUAACGCUGCUGGUGGAGGAUAGAGAGGACAGUCCAUGUCUCCAUGUCAAAUGGGAGCGUCCCCAUAAGAUAGACACCAAGUCUGGCUGGGUCACCAUUAAAUAUGAACUAAGAGUCAAACAAGAAAACAGCGACCAGUGGAAGGAGUACAUGUCGGGUAAACAAACCCAUAUCAGCCUGUACAGCGUCAGUCCUGGGGUGGUGUAUGAGGUUCAGGUGCGCUGUAGACUAGACCAUGGCUUCUGGAGCGAGUGGAGCAACUCUACCUGUGUUAAAAUCCCCAACUAUCUUCAGACUGAGAGACCCUUUUGGCUUUUGGUUUCCACCCUCUUUGCAAUUCCAUUUCUUGCAGCAAUAUGUAUCUUGUUCAUGAAGAGGAAACGUGUGAAGCAGUGUGUUCUGCCCCCUGUUCCUGGUCCAAAGAUAAGAGGUGUGGAUGUUCAACUUCUCAAGAGCGGACGAUCUGAAGACGUUCUCAAUGCCCUGAUCAUCAACCAGGAUUUUCCUCUUAUGGUGACCUGGAAAGACCAGAUAGAGGACUACCUAAUUGUGACUGAGAAUGACGAAGAACUACUGCCACAUCCCUCAAAUUCUCAAAAAAGGAAGAAAAGCUUGAUUAUUCCCGCUGGCUUCUGCUUGGAUUCCGAAAUCCAAUGUAAGGAGUCAACUGCCAGCCAAAGUGACACGGAGAAGGCCGAGGAAAGAAAGAAUGAAAAGGAUAACUUUCUAAAAAGCAAUACGUCUCUGUCAGGAGAAAGUUCAUCUAAUACGGUGCCACCCCUGCUGCCUACUCAGAAACAGCAGUGCCCAAGUUUAAACCUUGUAAACACAGAAGCAACAGAUCAGAGUCCGUCGGAUCAUCAGAACGCCGUCAAACCCUUCGCAAACAGCAGCUACGUGGAUAUUCAGAGACAUGUGAAACAGGUGGACUACAGCAAAGUGAAAGAGGUGAACGGUGACAAUAUUCUCCUCCUCAAGAAAGAAAAUGUCCCACUUAACAGCUCUGGCUACAUGGAUGAUCAGAGACAAGAGAACAUUUCAGAGGACUACAGCAGGGUGAAAGAGGUGGACAGUGACAACAUGGUCUUCCUGCAGAAACAAAAUGUGUCAGUCGACAUUUCCUGUAGAGAUAAGGGUAACCACUACACAGACUGUCCCCCUCAGAAGCCAAGAAAUCCUUGUGUUACUGGACCCAAUACAGAACGCACCGAAAGCGGAUAUGUAGAUACUGUUCCUGCACCACCUUUAAUGUAAAGUUUUGUUUUAUAUGCAGUUUCCAAAUACAAGAGACAUAUGUCCCCAGUGAUUUACUGUUGAGUUAUAGAAAAGAGCUGGGGAUAUUCGAUAUUGUUGUCAUUAUUAUCGGGUGCAUUGUCGUGACUUUUUGUACCGACAUUCAUGGUAACAAGAGGAUGAAUCCUACUGACUUUGGUGAUUUCCUGACCUUUGCUCUAGCAUCACCAUGAAGUAAACAUUUGUGGCCACCAUGGUUGGAUUGCCUUGAAAUUUGCUAGAGACAUUCAAGGUCUCAUGAGGAUAAAUUUGAAUGACACUGAUGAUCCUCUGACUUUCCCUCUAGUAUUAUUCAGUGAAAUAGUUUGACAUCUGGCUGAUGGAUUGGCACAAAAUUUUGUUCUGGCGUUCACGUUUCCCAGGUGAUAUAUCCUUAUUAUUACUUUGGGGAUCUCCUGACUCUUCCUCUAGCGCCACCAGCAGGUUGACAUGUUUUGUUGCAAGUGAAAUGUCUCAAAAAGUAUGGGAUGGAUUACCCUGACUGAAUGACUUAGGUGGUCUUAGGACUUUUUCUCAUGCGACCAUGAGGUUGACAUUUGUGGUUUUGAGUGAAAUACCUUGACAUUUACAGAGUGCAUUGCUGUGAAAUUUGCUACAUAUAUUUCAAGGUCCCUAGAGAAAAAACUUAAUCCUGAUUUUUCCUCUACAGCCAUCAUUAGGUCACAAUUUCAAUUUGUUUAUGUAAUACUUUGGUUGUUGGCUAAAUACCUGCAAGACUAAUGACAUUCUCAUCAGCCUCAGCUGGACUUUGUGCUAAAAUGAAUUUAGCUCAAAGCACAAUGUGCCCAAGUACAGCCUCUUGUUGGACAAGCUCUACAGCACAAAGGAAUAAGCUAUAUUAAGUUUGGCUACACAGAUUACGUGUUAGUGAUAAUGUGAACAGAUUUAUCCUUGGAAGAGUAGUUGGUGAUGAAAUGAUUACAUAAGGGUUGUGCAGGCUGUUGUUUUUGCCUCAGGUAAAUUCUGGUCAAUCUGGUUUAUCUGGGAUGUGUUUAAUUUGAUCCAGUUAAACUAAAGAUUUAUCUGAACAAAAAUAAACAGACCACACAAACAUCUUAGCAGUCUAAUCAGCUAAACAUUUUAUUUAUUUUGCAACAUACUGUAUACUUUACAAAAGUAGGUUUUUAAAAUGAAUGACCGUUCAAUAACUCAUUUUACAUACUGCGUUUCAUUCCAAAAUGUACACAGGAUCUAUCUUUUUUGAAAAUAUAAAUUUUCUUAGUUGUUUCAUUUUAAAUCACAAAUGAUUCAUUAUUUUGAAGGAGUUUGAAAUUGCUAAUAAAUUAUAUUCCAGUUUUAGUUUUAAACAUCAUUUUGGGAUUAAACAUUUCACAUGCAAAGUAUACAAGGGAUUUAAAAAUAAAUCAUUAUCUAGCAUCUAUAAUGAUAAUAAUGAAUUACAUUUAUAUAGCGCUUUAUCAUAGAUACUCAAAGCGCUUCACAGUGAAGUAGGGGGAACUCACCUCAACUACCACCAAUGUGUAGCAUCCACCUGGGUGAUGCACGGCAGCCAUUUAGCACCAGAACGCUCACCACAAAUCAGAUUGAGGUGGAGAGGGAGGGAAACAUUGAUCCAAUUACUACAGGGAAUUACUAUUUAAGGAGAGUACUAAGAUCAUCCAAAUAUGUUAACACAGGUGAUGGCUUAGUGUUUUUGUGUUAUAGAAACAAAGAUAGAGCAUUUUAAAAUGUUUGUUCAUCAUACAUUUUAAGCACUGUGCCUGGUCUUGAACAGCACUUUGCAAAAUGCAGUUUAAACCCAGGAUUAUUUCUGCUGCCUCAGUUUAACGACAGAAGCUUGAAGAGUAAAGAUGCAUUUUUGGUCUAUGUGUGAGGUAUGGUUUUAAAUGUUAUCUCAUCUCUCUUCUUUUCUUUAACCCAAAAUAAACUAAAUGUUUGAGUAAAUUGAACAUUUCAGAUAUAGCAAAUAUUUUUCAAAAUUCUUUAUUCAGAUCAAAAUGAUUUAUUGCAAUCUACUGACAAAUGUUAAUCAUUUAAAAUGACAAAAAUAUCCAGUUUUCCUUUUUUUCUUAACGUUUAUCUAAACAUAUCAAGUGAUUUGAUUAUAGAUUUUUGUUUUGAAGACUCUCCCCUUGUGAUAUUGGGAUGCAUCAGGGAAGCGCAUUCUGUCCACUACUCUUCCUCUUGUAUAUGAAUGACACACUCACUAAAAGUACACUGCAUUUGUCCUCUUUAUGCAAAUUACACUUAACACUGAUUUUGUUUGAAGAAAAUUAAUAAACUAAAAAACUCCUGUGA
This is a messenger RNA of Micropterus salmoides (largemouth bass), 4130 nucleotides long. It is a transcript of the gene prlrb, whose product is annotated as prolactin receptor b. Gene Ontology annotation, molecular function: protein binding; cytokine receptor activity. The record is from RefSeq and is a predicted model, not a curated record. Gene Ontology annotation, cellular component: external side of plasma membrane. NCBI's taxonomy places the organism in Eukaryota, Metazoa, Chordata, Actinopteri, Centrarchiformes, Centrarchidae. The transcript has 9 exons. The coding region runs from base 177 to 1832 and encodes 551 amino acids. Gene Ontology annotation, biological process: cytokine-mediated signaling pathway.